AUGGAUUGUAGAACACCCAGACACCGAACUGCGUGUGAUGCAUGCAAACGAAUGAAGAUCAGAUGCGAAUGGGAUCAGGAAGGAAAAUGCAAUCGCUGCCAUGGACGAGAGAUGGAGUGCACUGUCACGACCAAGGAGCGGAAAAAGAGAGAGAGAAAGAAGGGUAAUCAUAUCUCUAUAUUAGAGGAUAGGCUGAAACGUAUGGAGCAUGCUAUGAAUACUUCAGGGCUCAGUAUGGAUGCCUCUGGCUUUGAAAGACAGACAUCAGAGGAGAUAACCGAUCAAGCCGGGAUGUUUGAAAAGUUCUCUGCACUCACUAUAAGUAACACUGGAAGUGAGAAUUUUAGGGGUGCUGCUUCUGGAUUUUCCAUGCUUUCACCAGAAGGCCUUCAACUCAUCACCAGAAUGAUUGGGAACAGCGAUUUUGCAAAUUUCAUGGCUUCUACAACAAUGAACCAAUACUCCGUAUCCUCAUCAAUAUGGCAUACGAUGCCUGAUGAUGAACACAAACUCCUUCCACCCAGAGAAGUUGCAGAUAAAAUUUUGGAAUUUAUUUUUGACAGAAUGGUGGUCACAUGGCCCCUAUUUGAACGAAAGACUUUCAUGGAAAGGUACUCACGCCAAUAUCCGGUCAAAUGUUCAGAUGACCCUGCUUGUACUUUUGUUGAUUUGCAAUUUGGACCACCUUCUCUCACCGCUGUCCAGGCAAUGACUGGACUGGCAUUCAUUCUAGACACACUGUCAGAUCCAUAUCCAUCUUCGGUUGUAUCUGCAGCAGCGAUUCGACUUGCACAAGCCAUUGGCCUCCAUCGUAACAUGUCCAAUUCCGGCCUUGAUGAGGCUGGAAUAGAGCAAAGACGCAACGUUUUCUGGAUUGCUGUCAUGAUUGAACGUGGCAUAGUCAUUCGUCAAGGUCGCCCAUCAGUGAUUCAUGAUGAAGAUAUUGGGGUUGACUUACCACCUGCAAGUCAAUAUCCGAAGGACGCCGACGGAAGAUUUGUUACAUUUCGUCAUAAUGCUACUUUAUCAUUACUUCAGGGUCGAAUCUACAAUAGACUAUACUCUGCAAAAUCGUUUACGAAAUCCAAAACGGAGAGAUUGAAAAUGGUUGGAAUGCUGGAUGAUGAACUUCAGCAAUGGUGUGAGACGAUUCCAAUUGAAGUUCGACCGGGUAACCCCAUAAAAUGCGGCCAACAUCAUGUGGUCUCAGUUGUUUGUAUGCAAUGGGGUUAUUAUCAGUGUCUUAGCACCAUUCAUAGAGCAUCAUUAUAUAGUGGCCCAGGCUCCUUGGAUGAUGAUGGCGAUAAAUCCCAAAAUGACUUCGAUUCUAAAUUGAAUCCACGAGUAUAUGCCAGCGCUGCGAUAUGUGUCAAUGCAGCAAGGAGAACGAUUAACUUAUUGGAGGAUUGUACAAAACUAUCAAAUCUCAUAGAAGGAAAUGUUUUACGCAUGUCUAUUUACAAUGCACUUGCAGCAUGUGUUACCCUUUUUGCCAAUAUUCUUCAACAUCCUCUUGAUCCACAAGUACAGUCUGACCUUCAAUUAAUGAAUGAUGUAGUGUCAUUUCUAUCCAGCUUUGAAGAUCAAGGUGCAGCGGAGAGUCACCCAUCAACACCGAUUUUUCAAGAAAUCAACCGUGUCGCUAUGGAACAUGUUAACAAGGCUCAAAGUAGAGCUCCGAAAAACACUAAGAGAUCACGAGCUACAUCCCGUAAUACUGUGGAACCGAUCACGGAAAGUGAUGACUCGGAUUAUGAAGAUUACAGGACAGAAGAGCUGGAAAGUCGCAAGACGGUCUCCGAGAUGCAUGAUCCACGAUCUUCAUCAUCGCCUGUAAAUUCGGCAAAUAUUCAAGCUUCUCCUUUUUCUCCAGCACAACCACCACCGUCGAAUAUUCCAACGUGCAUACAAUCAUUCGAAUCCAACUCGACGAAUUAUAUACCAGAGCGUAUUCCUACAUCUAUACAACAAAACUACAUUAUACAGCAAGCGGCACAAAUUCCUCAACAAUCUCCUCCUUGUUAUGAAACAAGUCCUCAUGUACAACACAUUACCAAUCUUCCUGACCUCGACCAGCAACAACAACGUAUCAAUUCUUCAGAUUACCAUGGUUCACUUAUAGAUACUCGACUCCAUUCCCAAUCCCAAUCCUACCCUUCACAAGCUUAUACACAUACAUCCCAUCCCGCCACCGGAUACUACUUUUCAUCUUCAGAUCAACAUCAGCAUCAACAUCAACAAAAUAUAAGUUCACACCACUCGGAAACAUAUACAAAUACAUUGAGCAAUCCACAUGCUAGUCCCCAAGAUCUGGUAAGUCAAGACGAAGAAUCUUUGCUUCCGCAAGAUGGGAGUUGGUUUUUUCCAAUGAUUAGUCCGUGGUCUUAUGGAGAUGGAUCGAAUGUUAAUUUGAAUGGGGUUGGUGCGGUGAUGGGGAACGUGGGUGAAAAUGAAGGAGGGGUGUGGAGACAUGGUGAGAAUGGUGGGGAGGGAGGUGGAUUGGGGGGUUGGAGUGGUCAUGGGUGA
This is a messenger RNA of Botrytis porri, 2526 nucleotides long. RefSeq lists its product as uncharacterized. Gene Ontology annotation, molecular function: DNA binding; DNA-binding transcription factor activity, RNA polymerase II-specific; zinc ion binding. Lineage: Eukaryota; Fungi; Ascomycota; Leotiomycetes; Helotiales; Sclerotiniaceae. Bases 1 to 2526 code for a protein of 841 amino acids. The record is from RefSeq and is a predicted model, not a curated record. The transcript is spliced from 10 exons. Gene Ontology annotation, biological process: DNA-templated transcription; regulation of DNA-templated transcription.